AAAUCGCUGUCGAUUCGUAAGACUCGUACACGUUUCUGUAUUUUUACUGUUUUUGUUUACUGCUCUACAAAUUCACUAGCAACGUUGAGUUGAGCUUCAGUUCCUCCGUUAUCUCGUCGAAUCUUUGUGGUGCUGUUGAUUUAGUGACUUAUAAGAGACAGGACUCAUUUUAGAGAUAGAACUCAUAUUUUGUGGAGUUAUUAUCUACUAGUGCCGUAAGGUUAAAUAAUGCCUAUUACCGUGUGUUGUGUCAACUCUUGUCUUGCCAAGGAUAUAGUAAUGUUUUACUUUCCUCGAGACAAAAACAUGCAAAGCCUUUGGCUUUCUUAUGUCGCUCCUCAUAGCCCAGAACUUCUUCAACUGACAUCGAAACAAUUAGCCAAAAAGAAGAUUUGUAUCAGGCAUUUCGAACAUCAAUAUCUUGACGGCUUCACGAGGAAAUACCACGGUUAUCCUACUCUACUGACUGAAGAAGAAAUAGCUUGUGGAGUACCCAGUCAAUCUAUCACUGACUAUUUUGAUCAUACUUACUGUAAAAGAAGGCAAGGUAUGGAAGAAGCAGCUCCUGAAAUAAUUAAAAAGCCAAAAUAUAGUAAAGAAUACAUGCUUGAUCCAACUCAGCUGGGCAGCGUGUGAAGAUUAUGACACAUCUUGUCAUAUAUACCUCAAAACUUGAAAACAAGAUUAUACAACCAGUGCAUAAUGCCAUUGAUAUCACGUGGAUCUGAGAUGUGGUCCUUCAUUGCUGGGCACAUUAGCUCAAGGUCACUUAGUGAGCUAUGGAGAGUUCUAAUGUUAAUUUAGAUGGUUCACAAAAUAGUAAAAGAGAAAAUACUGGAGAGACUUCUGUGUCAGAUGACAUCACCAUGUUGUCAAAGCCAUCAACUUCUCAGGAAAGUUAUUACAUCUCCAUGUCGCCAAAACCAUCAACUUCUCAGCAAAGUUAUGAUGUCCCCAUUUCACCAAAGCCAUUGACAACUCAACACAGUGAUAAAAACAAAUGUAUUAAGCUUGUAAAAAGUAGACCACGACUUGUAACCAAUAUUAACAACUUAACUCCAAGAUGUCGAAGGUUGUACUUUAAGUGUAAAGAUAUGAUUAAAAGAAAGCGAUUGUUUACAAGUAAUGAAGAUAACAAACAAAACAUUGCUCAUGCAGAAAUUCUUAGCAAUACCAAAAGUUUUAGAAAGUUAAUAGAAAAGUUAGAUUUCUUUCCAAAAAAGUUUAUAGCAUUGCAGCUGAGGUUUGCUGGCAAAGCUUCAAAAGGAAGAAGGUAUAAUAUUGAUGAAAAAUUAAUGAGCAUUGCACUGUAUAAACAGAGCCCCAAGGGAUAUUCCCUUCUACAAAAAUUAUUCUCUUUACCAACCAAAAGAACUCUGAAUAGAGUUUUACAAAAUAUUAACUUUGGAGAAGGUAUAAAUGAAAACUUUUUUGCAAUUUUAAAACAAAAAAUCAAAACAUGGAGUAAUGCAAAAAAACUGUGCAGCAUUGUUUUUGAUGAAGUUCAGUUAUCUGCACAUUUGAAUUUUGUUGCAAGCAAUGAUGAAAUUGAGGGGUUUGUUAAAGCAGAUGGGCCCCCAAAAUUUGCUGACCAUGCUUUGGUAGUGAUGCUCAGAGGUAUUUGUGCAUCAUGGCGACAACCAGUAGCUUACUAUUUUUGCCAAGGAACUACACCAGCAGCUACCUUGAAACAUAUUUUAAAGGAUAUGGUUAAGAAAGUAUUUGAAUCUGGAUUAAAGCCUUUAGCCUUCAUUUGUGACCAGGGAGCUACAUCACAGCGUGCUCUUAAAGAUCUUCAAGAAGAGACUAAGAGACAUUGUUUUCAAAAUAAUAUAAAAUUUGGUAAGCUUAAAAAAUAAUAUUAAAUACAUAUAAUAUACCUAGUAUUAUGUCUAUUCCUACUUUAAAAUGGGUUAAAUUAAACUUUUGAGUAUGGAAGGUUUUGGUUUUGAGACCAAAAGUUUCUGAAAACAUUUUAAUGAGUGAAAGCUAAAAUGCACAACUCCUAUAAAGUCUUCGAGUUGAGCACUUCACCUAUUUUUCUCUGUCUAAAAUUAUAAACCUUGUAAAAAUAAUAUCCCAUCAUUGUAAUGAAAUUUUUUUUUUGUAGAUGGUAGUAUCCUAAUUGGGGCAAGUAACUUAAGUGUGAUCUAUGACCCUCCACACUUAAUAAAAGGCCUACGCAACAACAUGUUGAAUAAGAAUUUAAUUUUUGAGGGAAAACUAACAAAAUGGGAAGACAUUGUAGAUGUUUACAACUAUGACUGUAAAUUAGGAAAUAUAAGAAUGCUCCCAAAAUUGUCAGAUGAGCAUGUUAUACCAGAAAAAAUAAAGAAGAUGAAAGUUAAGAACUGCACUCAAGUCUUCAGUGAACGUGUAGCUGCCACAAUGCAGUAUACAGCAACUUUUUGUAAGUUAACUACUGCCUAUUUUUUCAUUAAGCUUAACUUUAUUCAUAUUUUAACUAUGGUAGUCUUUUAAAGUGUUUUUGGCGAGUUCAUCAGGGUUUUUUUUAUAGGAUAAGGGUGACAAACGAGCACACAGUCCACCUGAUGGUAAGUGGUUUCUGUGGCCCAUAGACAUCUACAUUUAUCCUCGAUUACGAAUCAAAAUGCAGAUGCGUUGUCACCCGUGAGACUAAGAUGGAAUGCCUCAUUUCCAGUAAAAAGGACCUCCGGCCACCUGCACUCACCAAGCGAAACGCAGAGGUAUACCUAUACUUCAUGCUGGUUUUCUGUGAGGUCGUGGUACCACCCUUGUUCAAGCCGGCCCAUCCGUGCGAAAGCAAAAGCUGCCGCGUAGCUCUACCACUGUUAAAAAUUAUUAUAUAUAUUUUAAAUAUUAAAUUAUUAAUUUCAUAAAAAAAUAUUUUGUAAUAAACAUGAGUAAAGAAUGCCUGUUACAUGUAAGUAAAUACAUCAUGUAAAAGUAAUUCUAAUUUCAUGUUUUUUGUUCCAGCUCAGCGACAUGACGGAACACAAAUCAGUG
Molecule: messenger RNA, 2988 nt
Organism: Parnassius mnemosyne (clouded apollo)
Lineage: Eukaryota; Metazoa; Arthropoda; Insecta; Lepidoptera; Papilionidae
Source: the annotation of a GenBank genome assembly